Messenger RNA from Uncinocarpus reesii 1704, 2247 nucleotides. RefSeq lists its product as uncharacterized. The record is from RefSeq and is a predicted model, not a curated record. The coding region runs from base 1 to 2247 and encodes 748 amino acids. The transcript is spliced from 4 exons. NCBI's taxonomy places the organism in Eukaryota, Fungi, Ascomycota, Eurotiomycetes, Onygenales, Onygenaceae.
AUGGCCACACCAAUGGUGCCAGACUGGAAGGAUUAUUUAGCCGCCUUUCAAUCAUUUCAAAAUGAAUCAAAGUCCAAAUAUAGGGCGGUCUCCAUUAACACCAAGGAUGAGGGUGAAAAAUCAUCCAGAACAACAGAGAGCCUAGCUGCUGAGGGUACCCCUGUGAAACCUCCCUCUGGCGCUCAGGUUACUAUAUUGAACGUUAGCAUGGGAACUGCAAGUACUGCUUUCACAUCUCCAAACCAAGGGAACCUUUCUACAGGUCCUGCAGACACCUGCCCUAGCAGCAUCUCAUCAGAAGCCUCUAAAAGGAGUGAAAAUGUGGUGAAUGAGCUGAAUAAUUCAGAGGGAACAGUGAACGAUCUGAAAGAAACUGAGAAUCCUUUUGAUCCUGGAUCCGUUGAGCCGCAAUCCUCACUGCCUCGUACGGUAAUGUCCGAAUUAGUCGAGGAAGGAGAAAAGUCAACUCGCGAGCAAUGUACCUCAGGCAAUCUCUCAACUUCAACAAUGGACUUGAAGUUUUCUAAACAGCUUGAGCCCGAAGACUCGAAAAGCGAGCAAAGCCAGCCAAGUGAGCCAAUCUACCAGGCUGAGAAUGCAUCACCAUCAAAGCGUGAAUCUGACAAUGGCAUGGAUUCGGACGGUUCUGACGAAAUCGUAUUUCGUCAGGAUGAACAUAACAUGGUUGGCCCUCGAUUGUACCCAGGGAAGCAAUUUACUGAGCAAGAGAAACGUGCUUUUCCAAUUGCGGGACAAAUGAAUAACUCAAAGGAAGCCCCGAAGCCUGAGCUAACUCGGCCAAGUCCAAACACGAAAGCACAGAAGAAUGCCGCUCCCAAAGAGGCCACCAUCGAAGACAAGAGGGCCAAGCUACAGAGACUCCAGGAGGCAGAAUUGCUUAAGAUCCGUAGGAAGCAACUGGGGCUCGACGAAACCCAGGCCAAAGAUAGCCUACUACAUCUCGCGCGUCAGGGACCAGGAGCUGAUCCUGAAUCUGAAAUCACUCGCGGGAUUCGGAACCUUGUCCUCGCGGCACCACAACAAGCGACUCUUACCCCUCCACCUCUAGGAUCUGGUAACCGUCAGCAGUGUGGUUUGUCCGGUGUGGAACUGGUAGCCGCCAACUCUGCUCUUACAGAAGGACAUCGAGAAACCGGGGUUGAACUUCGAGAAGUUAGCGCAUUUCAACCUGUUUUGAUAGACUGGCAGUAUCGCCCCUGGCAGGCCUAUGGAGACGACUGGACCAAAAGAUUUGGCGACUGGCUGGAGUAUACAAUGAGACUCGGCUGUGUCGUUGAUACCCAUUCCGGCCCUUUUACUAAUCCUGACCUUCACCCCGAUGGCGUAAGCGGGUUUGUUGAAUUUGACAUUCAAGAACCGGUCGUGGACACAUCUAUUGCGGAAAGCGCGCAUGCCCACGAAACUGCUGCUGGUUAUAUUUAUAACUGGAAUCUUAGAAUCGAACAGGAUAAGGCAAAGGAACUGCAGAAAAAACAACUGUCCAUCGCGCAUAUGAAAGCCAUGGCCAAAGUCAAACCAGAGCCACAUCCUUUCGCUCCGAAAACGAACCUUUAUCUUCGUCCCGUUGAGCCAAAGGAUAUUCCCGGCCUAACAAGUCUAUACAACUGGUAUAUCAAAAACUCAGUCCGGUGUAUCGAGUUAGACGAAAAGUCCCCAGACCAAAUGAGGCUUUGUGUGAAUCAGAGCGAAGCUGCAGGACUCCCAUGUCUUAUCGCAGCCGAGCAUAAACCAGGACGUGGAUAUGCUAUGAACAGCGAAAAAGAAACGGUUUAUGGCUUUAUCAUUGCGAAGGACUUCUCUGGAAUACGAACCGCAAAUCGAUAUACUGCCGAAUUAGAGCUGUUCGUAAACCCGACCCAGUAUAACCGUCGCGUUGGCAGAAGUCUUUUGGACAAAAUGCUCGAGCUUUGUGAUCCAAGGUACACGCCUAAACGCGGUUAUACAUUCGACUGCGCUGCGCCUGGAAGAAGCCUAUACUGCGGUGCAGAUGUUCGCCCAUUGUCCAGGCUCGUCAUCGUCUUCCAUUAUUCAGCCGACGAUGCCAAUGAAUACCAGUGGUUUAAGACGUGGAUGACCGAGGAAUUUGGUUUCGCCGAACAGGGUGUGCUUCAAGGAACAGCAGUGAAGAACUGUAAAGUGCUGAGCUCUGGUUAUCUCGUUCGAAACACCACCCUGAAGCCAGAGACAAAGGGAGAUACGGAGAUCGUUCGCUGGCGUUUUGGCUAA